AUGUCUCAAACUACUUUACAGCCGCACGGCAUACACGAGACAUCGGGGAUAUCGCAUACACCCACACAGCCUCUCGCAGUGCCACCCUCUCAACCACCCUCACACUCUCCACGCUACACAAAGGUACCGUCUUCGCGCUUAGGCAGGCUAUUCCACUACGGAGGCUUAGCAGCGGGGCUUACGUACGGCACAGCGAGUCAAGUACUCCGCGGCGGCAAUACCCAACAUUCCGCCUUGCUCUCCCCAGCCAACGUCGACCGACUAGUGGCCAAGCUGUCAGUAAUGCGCGGCGCAGCCCUCAAACUCGGACAAUUCCUCUCGAUCCAGGACAGCCACCUGCUGCCACCCGAGAUAGAAACGGCGUUGACGCGGCUACAGAAUAAGGCCGACUACAUGCCCAACUGGCAGCUAGAGAGAGUGCUCGCCGCCGAGUACGGUGCUGACUGGAUCAGCCAUUUCGAGCAUUUCGACAAGGUGCCUGUGGCUGCUGCGAGUAUUGGGCAGGUGCACACGGCGACACUCAGCGCACACCACCCCACACACCCACGCAUGCACGUCGCCCUCAAAAUCCAGUUCCCAGGCGUUAAAGAGAGCAUUAGCUCGGAUCUGAACAACCUUAAACUGCUCGUCGCGGCCAGCGGCAUCCUCCCGCGUGGAUUGUUCCUCGAUAACACUAUUCGUCAGAUGCGCACUGAGCUGGCUGAUGAAUGCGACUACCUCCGCGAAGCUGAAUGUGGAGAGCGGUUUGGGGAGUAUCUGCAUAAUGACCCCGUCUUCAGCUGCCCCGUGGUGGUAAAAGACUUGUGCACACCCAACAUACUCACCACACAAUUCAUGCCGGGAGAGUCGCUGUCGAGGGCGUACACAUACGACCAGCCAACGAAAGACAAGAUUGGAUCAGCCAUUAUGCGCCUUUGCAUUAGCGAAAUAUUCCAAUUCAGACUGAUGCAGACAGAUCCUAACUGGAGUAACUUCCUGUGGGAUGGGGAGUGUGGAAGGAUUAACCUUAUCGACUUCGGCGCGUCAAGAGCGUAUACGGAGGAUUUCGUCGGUGCGUUUGGACGUUUGUUACUGGCAGCAGGGAAUGGCGAUAGAGAGGAGUGCGUGAGGACUUCGCUGCAGUUGGGAUAUCUGACGGGCGACGAGAGCGAGGAAAUGAUCAACGCACAUAUCGCAUCCAUGUUGGCUCUGGGUGAGCCGUUCAGACAGGCAGAACCUUACAGCUUCUUGAAUCAAACCAUCACGGAACGCGUCAAGGCACAGAUACCGAUCAUGCUCCAACAUCGUCUUACACCACCGCCUAAGGAAACUUACAGCCUCAAUCGGAAGCUUUCGGGGGCUUUUCUUCUUUGUUCAAGACUCGGAUCAGUCGUCAACUGCAGAGAAAUCUGGGAGGAGAUAAAUAAAAAUAAAAUGCCAAAGACCAUCGUCGAGAGUGAGGAUGAUGAGGUAGACGAGUUAGCCUCGGAGGAUGGACACGAUAACAUGGAGGAUUAUUCUCAAGAUGAUGUGGACAUGGUCGACGAUGACGACGAUAUACACAACGACGACGACGAGGAUGACGACAACGACGACAACGACGACGACGACACACCGUCUCAAACCUCCAAGCCAAAGGCUCGCAGAGGUCGCCCACCUGGUUCCACUAAUAAGAAAUCCAACUCGAGUGCUGCUGCUAGACCACGCGGUGCACGCUCUUCUGCCCGCACUUCCGCCCGUGCAACUCAGCAGAAACCGCGCGAAAAAUCGCGUGAGGAGGAAAUUGACGAGAUAAGCAGUGGUGAGGGUGAGGGUGAAGGUGAGGAUGACCUCGAUCAAGAUGAGUUGGAUGACCUCGAUGACGCAGACACGCGGAAAGACAAUGAUAAAGAUGAACAACGUCUCACUGCGAGACAGCGUGCUGCACUCAAACAACCCAAUGACGACGGCACCAGCGACACACCAGAGCUCAUGUCACUUGAUAUAGGCAGACAGCAUAAGACUACGCUCACAGAAGAAGAACAGGCGUUGAAAAAGGCUGAGUUGCUGCGCAGGCGUAAACACCAAUCUGAUCAGCGUCUAGAGAAUGAGAAGGUGGAGACUAUCAACAGAUUGCUCACCAAAACCGCUUCUAAACGUCGAGGAAAGAAGGAGGAGGAUAAAGAUGAGGAGGAUCGCGAGUCUUCGCAGGUUGUCGUCGAUGAAACUCCGCAGUCAUUGCUCACCUAUCGUUGGGUGAGUAGACCAAGUGGUGCCUUAUUUAGUGUACAGUGA
Molecule: messenger RNA, 2253 nt
Organism: Wallemia ichthyophaga EXF-994
Lineage: Eukaryota; Fungi; Basidiomycota; Wallemiomycetes; Wallemiales; Wallemiaceae
Exons: 4
Coding region: 1-2253 (750 amino acids)
Biological process (GO): ubiquinone biosynthetic process
Cellular component (GO): Ino80 complex; extrinsic component of mitochondrial inner membrane
Molecular function (GO): kinase activity
Source: RefSeq, a predicted model, not a curated record